UUAUCAAGCUGUCAACAAAUGUACAGUAAAAGGUCGACAUGUAUUCUUCCCUGCCAGAAAAUAGAGGGAAAGGAAAGGGGAACUUUUUGUUGUAAGCUUUGGUUGAAAUAAAAUAAUCUAUGGUCAGAAAGACAGCGAGUGUUCGUGGGAACUUUAAGUUUUGUUUCAAGUGUACACCAAGCCGAAGGCAAAAGCCGGCUUCUUCUUCUUCUUCCACUUCUCUUUUACUUCAAAUUUCUCCUUUACUCACACCCUUAAAGUUUCUUUGAUUCUUGCCCUUCACUUUCUUAUUCUUAUUUGGAAGUUGGAUUCAUUUCAUACUUUGUUUUGGAUGAUUUGAUCGGUAAAGGAAGAGAGAGGAUAUGGCCCCAAAAGUUUCUUUAUAUAUAUAUAUAUAUAAUUUGUGAGAAAACAGGAUUGGAUACGGCACAUUGAUUGAGCUUUUUUUUUUUAUUAUUGUAAACCUGAUAUAUUUCAGAAAUUUAAGGAAUUUUUCUUGGGUUUGGUUCGAUUUAUGGGUUGUUUUCCUUGUUUCGGUUCAAGGGAAGAGGAGAAGUUCAAUCCUGUCAAAGAAACCGAUGAUCGAAAACCAGGACACGCUACUGUUUCCUCUAACAUUUCCAGAUUAUCGUCAGGAGGGGACAGGCUUAGAUCAAGAAGUAGUGGAGGGUCCAAAAGGGAAUUACCAAGUCCCAAAGAUGGGCCUGGUGUCCAAAUUGCUGCUCAAAUUUUUACUUUCCGUGAGCUUGCAGCUGCAACAAAGAAUUUCAGGCCUGAGUCUUUCUUAGGGGAAGGUGGAUUUGGACAUGUGUACAAAGGGCAGCUUGAGAGUGCUGGUCAGGUAGUUGCUGUCAAACAGUUGGAUAGGAACGGUCUUCAGGGGAACAGGGAAUUUCUGGUUGAGGUUCUCAUGCUCAGCCUUCUUCAUCAUCCUAAUCUUGUUAACCUGAUUGGUUAUUGUGCUGAUGGAGAUCAGCGGCUUCUUGUUUAUGAAUUCAUGCCCUUGGGAUCCUUGGAAGAUCACCUUCAUGAUCUUCCACCUGAGAAGGAACCACUAGAUUGGAACACAAGAAUGAAGAUCGCAGCCGGUGCAGCUAAAGGUUUGGAAUACCUCCAUGAUAAAGCAAACCCUCCUGUUAUUUACAGGGACUUCAAGUCCUCCAACAUAUUACUGGAUGAAGGAUUUCACCCUAAGUUAUCUGAUUUUGGGCUUGCAAAACUUGGUCCUGUUGGAGAUAAAUCACAUGUUUCCACCAGAGUUAUGGGUACAUAUGGCUAUUGUGCUCCUGAGUAUGCCAUGACUGGUCAAUUGACAGUGAAAUCUGAUGUUUAUAGUUUUGGGGUUGUCUUCUUAGAGCUAAUUACUGGACGGAAAGCUAUUGAUAGCACACGACCCCAUGGAGAACAGAACCUUAUCACAUGGGCACGGCCAUUAUUCAAUGACCGCCGCAAAUUUUCAAAAUUGGCAGAUCCACGAUUGCAGGGACGAUAUCCAAUGCGAGGUCUUUACCAAGCUCUAGCUGUGGCAUCCAUGUGCAUUCAAGAGCAGGCUGUCACACGUCCUCUGAUUGGGGACGUGGUCACUGCUCUCUCGUACUUGGCAAGUCAGGCAUAUGAUCCUAAUGCAGCAGGGCAUGGCUACAGAGGUUCUGGAGAAAAGGAUGAUAGAAGACAUAGAGAUGACAGAGGAAGGGUGCCAAAGAAUGAUGAAGGAGGAACAUCUGGCCGUAGGUGGGAUUUGGAAGGGUCUGAGAAGGAUGACUCCCCCAGGGAAACUGCCAGGAUGUUGAAUAGGGACUUGGAUAGGGAACGGGCUGUAGCUGAGGCCAAGAUGUGGGGGGAGAACUGGCGAGAAAAAAGGCGACAAAGUGCACAGGGUAGUUUCGAUGGGUCUAAUGGGUAGCAUCCCACCUAAAGUGGUGCACCCCAUCUUCCAUCAGUGUUUACCAGCUUUUUUUCGCUUGACGAGGUUAUAAGAAACAUUUCUAACUUUCUUCUGCAUCCAAUAAGUUAGGCAAUGCUUUCUUCCUUCCUUUGAACUGAAGACAGGUGGUGCUCUCUUUGAGGACUGUGAUGCUGACGCGCUCUUAACCACAUCCCACUCCCCACCCCCCACCCCCUUGUUUUUUCAAGUCUUUGGUUCUUUUCUCUUUUCUUUACUUUACACCCUUUCAUUGAAGUAAUGAUGACGAUGAUGAUGACGGUGAUGAAAAGCAUAAUGGAUGUACAUUAUUAUCAACUAGGAGAGCAAGAGAAGAACAAGACGUAUUUAUAAAAUUUUGAGAGUAAAGACGUCUGGGUCAAUGUAAUCCUUGCUCUUCUAGGGUCCCUUCUGUACGGAACUUUUCUUUUGUCUGUAUGUUGUAGUCAUAUCUUGGGUACACAAGCACUUUUUACCAGACCAACUGAGAUCAUUUUCAACCAUUUUUCUGUUGCUAUGUUAGUCAGCUGCUUUGCUCUCUCAUGUUGGCUAUUGAAAUAUAACUGCUGAUUUUGCCAGGUUUUUCAUGGUUUCUGAUUUUCCCUCGCAUCUCCAUUUGUUCCUCUGUAGUAUGAUAAGGCUUAAUCAUUUUUUUUGUGGCCAAGUCAUUUUGACUUUUGAGUUUAUAUGUUUGGAUCCGUAGGCAAAUGGAAAUUCUUAUAAAUGGAUUAAUGGUGAGAACUUAUUUACGAAUGAGUUAUAAUAUCUUUGAAUCA
This is a messenger RNA of Durio zibethinus, 2697 nucleotides long. RefSeq names its product serine/threonine-protein kinase PBS1-like. The record is from RefSeq and is a predicted model, not a curated record. Lineage: Eukaryota; Viridiplantae; Streptophyta; Magnoliopsida; Malvales; Malvaceae. Gene Ontology annotation, biological process: protein phosphorylation. Gene Ontology annotation, molecular function: protein kinase activity; ATP binding.